GAUAAGAGGAGCUGGAGCUGAAGCUGGGCAGCAGCAGCUACUGCAGCCAAAGAGGAGCCAGCCCGCUUCAGGGAGGAAGCACGCCCUCCCCACCUCUGCGCUUCUCACCCCGCGCCUGCUCCGACAGGGCUGCGGAAGAAAUACAUACACCAGCCCUCCUUCGACGAUGUCCACUGAGCAGAUGCAGCCACUGGAGCUCUCAGAAGACAGGCUGGACCAGCUUGACCCUCGUUGCAGCCCCUUAGAUGACCUCUCCGACCAAUUCAUUAAGGACUGUGAGCUCAAAAAGAAGCCAAGAAAGGGAAAAAAUGUGCAGGUUGCCCUGAACAUUGAGUCAGACCAAAAAAAGCCAAGGAGGAAAGACACGCCGGCACUGCACAUCCCGCCUUUUAUACCAGGUGUGCUCUCAGAACAGUUAAUUAAAAGAUACGAGGUCCAAGAGAGACAUCCAAAGGGCAAAAUGAGUCCAGCCCUUCAUAACACUGACCUGGAACAGAAAAAGCCAAGGAGAAAAGACACACCUGCCCUGCACGCGUCCCCCUGGGCAGCAGGUGUGACUCUGCUCAGAGAGGAGACACCCAAAGUGAUCACAGAAGAUGACGAAAAGGACGGUGACAAGAUAUCUAUCUAAAGAUACUUCCCCCGAGACCACUCGCAAAUAGGUUAGAUGGGUUCCCUUGGGUGACCUAGAAAAGAAUAGACUUUUCUGCUCUCAAUUUGUCAUAGUCUGCCUUGAAGAUCCAGGCACCGUUUCCCCAGAGGACACGCUAGAGAAGACUGCCAAUCAUCUCUUUGCCUCUCUCUUCUUUCCUGAAUCUGGUUUCUGUCCUCAUCUCUUGAAUUUUCAUUUUCAUGUGCAGCGGGAAGGAAGCAGGUCCUCAUCCUAAAUUACGAGGUACCAGGGAAAGCUCUAGUGUUAGGCUUCCGCAUCUUCUGGAUCAAUUCCUGGAGCAAGAACACAGAGACCGUGGGCAUCCUUCAUUUCUUGGCUUACACUCUGGGGUGGGACUUGACUUAACAUCAUCCAAACAAAAAUUCAAGCAGGGGCUCCCUUCUGGUUGCCAGUUAGAGAGGUGAGAAGGUGUGGGUUCUAACUCUCUGAUUGCCUUGGAGAACAUAGUCUUUUAUCUCUUUCAUCCUUUCUCAAGAGUCCAAGUGUCUAUGGUGACAUUCCUAAGAUCCUUGUGACUGAUACCCAAAAGUGGCUCUGUGAGCGGGGCGAGUCCCCUCAG
Molecule: messenger RNA, 1232 nt
Organism: Pteronotus mesoamericanus
Lineage: Eukaryota; Metazoa; Chordata; Mammalia; Chiroptera; Mormoopidae
Gene: PPP1R17
Product: protein phosphatase 1 regulatory subunit 17
Exons: 5
Coding region: 167-631 (154 amino acids)
Biological process (GO): regulation of phosphatase activity
Molecular function (GO): protein serine/threonine phosphatase inhibitor activity
Source: RefSeq, a predicted model, not a curated record